This is a messenger RNA of Melanotaenia boesemani (Boeseman's rainbowfish), 3644 nucleotides long. RefSeq names its product homeobox and leucine zipper encoding a (gene homeza). Bases 390 to 2366 code for a protein of 658 amino acids. Gene Ontology annotation, biological process: regulation of transcription by RNA polymerase II. NCBI's taxonomy places the organism in Eukaryota, Metazoa, Chordata, Actinopteri, Atheriniformes, Melanotaeniidae. Gene Ontology annotation, molecular function: DNA-binding transcription factor activity, RNA polymerase II-specific; DNA binding. Gene Ontology annotation, cellular component: nucleus. The transcript is spliced from 3 exons. The record is from RefSeq and is a predicted model, not a curated record.
CACAGUGGGAGAGUCAUGUGGGCCUUCUGAGCUUCCUGGUUCUCAGCUCCGCCUCGCGUCGAUCUGGCCGGACAGGGGGAAACACUUCUCAGUUAAGAACAAAAGCAACAACGGACGGACCGAGAGAGGGGGGGAAGGAAUAAACGGCGACUCAGAUUCAGCCUGUUUUCCCCAGGACUGCACCUUCGUGUCCUCGGUAGGAAUUAGCCGACGACCGAACUCCCGCUACAAACUUGGUCGCGUCGCAUCUUUGAAUCCUGACCGUAAUCCGUCGAGUUCUCUGUUGUGGUAUCCGCCUUUGUGAAGAGGCUGCACUCAUCUUUCAGGACUGAGAACUUGGAAGUGGAACAAAGCCUGACUGGGUGGCAGAAUCUGUUUUGAUAGCCCAGAUGGCAUCGCAUACCGAACACGAUGACAGAAAUGGACUGAUUGUGGAUGAAAAUGAGCUCUAUGAAGGCAAAGCAACAAAGAAAGACUGUGAAGAACGGGAUGAAUCAACACAAUCUCCCAAGGGAUUGCACCAUUCUGCCAGCUCAGCCGAAAGCAACGCAAGUAGUGUUGCUAGUUUCACCACUAAUCAUAAUUCUGUUGUGUGCCUGCCUUUGGUCUCAGAGGGACUGAAACUGGUGUGGACACAGUCUGAUCAGACCCGAGAACUUGACACAAUCCCAGAACUGGUCCACGCCUUUAACUUAUUUCCAUACCCAUCAUCCCGAGAGGUGAACACUCUGGCUCGGAUGUGUGCCUUGCCACUGGACAAAGUUAAAGUAUGGUUUAUGGUGCAGAGAAUUAAAUAUGGUAUUAGCUGGUCCUCUGAGGAGAUUGAGGAGACGCGGCGGAAGCUGGCAGUUCCAGAGCUUUAUGAUGGCUCCAUGGAAACAAAUGAAGAAGUCAAAUCAAAGAGCAAAAGCAAACAUUUGGAGGAAUUAGUCAUUGAGGACAAAGACAGUGAUGAAGAGGAGUGUGCUUUCAGUAGCUUCACCCCUCAGAUUAAGAAGUCAAAGUGUGAGUCACCAGAUUCAUAUAAAGCAACCAAAUCCACUGUUCCCUGUUUCAGUUCCACCCUCCCACCUCCUCAGGAUUCAUACUUCUACCACCCACCAGCAGACACAACAGCAAAUGCCACAGCUGAUGUCUCCCUUGAUCUUUCAGACUCCUCUUCAGGACAUCACCGCCAUGGACGCUACAAAAAAUCCAAAGCCCAGCUUGCUGCUCUGCGCAAAAGCUUUCUGAGAGAGAACUGGCCCGCCGAGGCAGAGCUUAGACGUUUGCAGGAAGAAACUGGGCUGAGCCGUAACGAUAUUCGGAAAUGGUUCAGUGACAGUCGUUACCAGCUGAGAGUCGGCCGGGGAAGCCUGGCAGCAGCCCAGAACAGCUCCCCGCAAACUGCUGUCGAAGGUAAACAAGAUCCACAGUCUCAACCACUUCCACUUGUUAAUCAAAAAUCACGCCAGAUCAACGGAACGAAAGGUCAUGAGGGAACACGAAAUAAUGGUAUUAGAAAUUCACAUUUCUUUCAGACUUUUUUGUCAAACAGCCUUGAAGCAUUUGGGGAAAGAGUCCUUGAGACACAAGGGCAAGAUGUUAUAGAAGAGCUUUCUGGAGAUGAGGGCAGUUUUCAAGAUGAGGAACAAAGUGAAGAGCAACCUUUACAGUUGACCAAGACCUGCAGGACUGAGCCAGAUGUUUCCCAAGAAUUAAAAUCUUCUCCAUAUUCCUCCCCCUCUGGCAGCCCACCACCGACUGCCUCCCCUAAUAAACCUCUUUCACACAGAUUCCGCACAUCAAAGAAGUCUGUGCAUUCAACCAGAACCAGCCCUUCACAGACACCUAUGAGCUUCUCAGGGGCUUCCACAUCAACGUCUCCAGCCCUUACUCCAGCAGGGCGACCGAGAAAGACCAAGGAGCAGUUGGAUGUGUUAAAGCAGCACUUCCUGCGGUGCCAGUGGCCCAAGAGUGAAGAAUACACUGAACUUGUUAAGCUUACAGGUUUACCUCGUGCGGAUGUUAUUCAGUGGUUUGGUGACACGCGGUAUGCGGUCAAAAAUGGCCAGCUGCGUUGGGUGAAGGGUGUCCGUGAUCAGUUCUUGGCAGAACUCGCUAUCCAGCAAAGUAGCAGUGGUUUCACUAAUGGAAGUGGGACGUCUACUCGGGGUGGCCGCAAACGGAAAUCUCAAACAAAUGGAACAAAUACAGACACCCCAGAUAUCCAGCCGUUGGUAACAUAUUACCUUUCAACAGGCGCACUACAGGAAAAAGACCUUGACUCACUAUGCAAGAAAUCAAGAAUGAGCUACCAGCAGGUGCGAGACUGGUUUGCAUCUCAGGAUGUUGGAGAGCCUGACCAAGAACCUGUGGUGGAUUGAGAACACUUUGAAAAAUGUUGGAGACCUCCACACAUCUUUCACCCAGCAGGCAUAAUUUUUUCCUGUGGUUUGUAUUGCUUUAAUAAAGACAGGUUUGUAAAAUCCAGUCUUCCCAGAGCAACCCCAAAGUGAGGUUUGUGAUUAUUGUUUUCUUCAUAUAUGCUGCAUUCCCUGCUUAUCCUAAUAUAUUUAGACUUGAAUUAUAUUUCUGCUGCCUAUGCUGCUUAAAAUAGGACAGUAACCUGUACACUGGUUUGCUAUAUUUUGUGAGCUUAUGUUUGUUAGAUAUCACUACAAAAAUAUUUUUAGUUUUCUAUUUGUAGCAGUAUAAUUUAAAUUGUUUGGUCUUUUGGUACAGAUGAUUUCCUGCUUCAGAAAAAUGUCAACAUUGAUGAAUUUGACUGAUUGGUAUGUGUAAUCAUUCCUUUUUAAUUCAGUUCUCAUGAAAAGCACACUGGACACGUACUUUAAAAUCGACAUGUUGCACUUUGGUUUUAAAGCCUGCUGCCGUUAUGUGUAUUAAAUCCAGUUAUUUUUACUAAAUAGCCAAUUAUUUCAACGUAUUUGCAUUUAAAACCACACAGUGUCAUGUUUAAGACAUUUCCCUGGAAGCUAUUAUCAUGCUUAAAUAAAUAGCAGGAUACAGGAAGUUACUUUUAUUGUCCACAGUGUGUUUCUGAAAGACAUUCCCUGAUUCCUUUUAAGUCACUCUUGUUUGAAUACUCUGCAUAUCAUUUCCAUAAAACUGCAUCUUUUCAGAAGUAAAGGUUUAACGUAGAUGGAGCAACCAUGUUAUCCUACAGAUGUCAGAAUUGCCAGCUUAGUUACUGAUUCAGUAUUUGUCUCUUUUGUCUUAAUAGGCAUAGGGUGUGAUUUCCUGGUUUGUAACAUAGAUGGGCAGAAGCUGGGGGUCCACAUGUUAUAUAAGUAGAAAUGGAUUCAAAGAAUAGUUCAAAUAUUUCAUUGUGAAUGAUGAUGGCACAAACCGUGAAGUUAUCAAUUCAUGUGAAACUGCACACCCUCACCUUUUUCUUCCUACUUUAUUUAUCUAGGAUGUCAUGGGCUGUAAAUGAUGUCAGAGUUUAGUUCCUUAAAACUGUCCACACAAAUGUUAAUCAAACUCAACAAACUCUUGGUUUUUCCCGUUAAGUCAUUCAAAAAUAAAUAAACUAUCAUGUGGGGACAAGUCCAUACAUGUAGCGUCUGGCAUGUGUUUUGAAAAAACAAAUCUCAUUUGCACAACCAUGUCACUGGAAACCAGUAAAAGAUUUGCAUUAA